UUUCAACCGACAUAAAUCGCAUUUAUUUGUGUUAUGGACUUUGUCACAUUCGAGAAACGAUACUUGAGAGCCACUAAAAGGUUCAGCCACUGGGCAGGGAUAUGGCCUGAUCAAAAUAAAUGUGGAAAGUGCAUAGCGUGGAUCCUUAUUUACCUCGAAAUGGUGUCGAUCACGGUAGUUCAAAUAGCGAGAAUCGUGCACUUUAAGAAUAUGGACGUUUUCUUAGACAAUCUCACGCUACUAUCAGCGGAUAUUACAUUAUUCAUUAAACAUGGAAAUUAUAUUCUCAAUGCAACAGAGUUCAAGUGGCUCUUAAAGGGCAUGUAUCAGGACUGGACUGUUAAUCGAUCAGACCACGAAAUCGCCAUUAUGACGAAAUAUGUGAAAAGGGGUGCUUUGCUUACGAUGUUUUAUUUAGCGAACGCAGUCGUCUGUACUAUCCUGUUCCUGCAAGUACCAUGGACAGUGCGUCUCAUAGCAAAGCUGAAAUCUUAUAACACGACGCCGAUGAUAUAUAUUGUACCGAGCUACUAUUUCGUCGACGAAGCCGACAUUUUUUACUUUGCUCAAGUGCAUGGCAGCCUGGCUAUAAUAACUGUGCUCAUCGUGUACGGAGCUUGCGACACGAUUUUCACGAUCAUCGUACAACACGCUUGCGGAUUAUUGGCUGUAGCUGGAUAUCGGUUCAAACACAUCGAGCCCGGUUCAAUCAACGCUACUACAAAUUCGGAGGAACAGAUAACACGUACUGAAAAAGUACACUUUUCCAUACAAGCACACCAGCGAGCUAUAAAGUAUGUCGAGGAAAUAGAAAAUGUACAUGCUACCUAUCUUUUCUUAUGCAUGGGCCUAGUGGUUUGCUGCUUUACUGUUACAUUAGUACAGGUGGUUAGUAUGGAGGUUAGCGUGGAGUUUUACAAAGAAUGCAGCUUUUUGUUCGUGCAGUUAAUGCAUCUAUUUUACCUAACGAUUCAAGGCCAGUUCGUGGAAAAUGUUUGUGAGAAUCUUCACAUUAACAUCUACGAAGGAUUAUGGUACAACGCAAACGCGAAAACACAAUUACUGUAUGUUUUAGCGUUACGGAGAAUGUUAAAACCAAUUCGUUUGACAGCCGGUGGAUUGCUAAAUAUGAAUAUGCAAAGCUUUUCAGAAGUGAUAAAGGCAUCUGUUUCAUAUUAUACAGUACUGAGAUAAAUGUGUAAAAUAAAAUGAUCGAAAUUCUGAUGCUCCAUAAGUCAGAAUGAUGAUACAUUUACAUUAUCGUUGAAGGACAGGCCAAUGAAACGCUUUUCAUAGUGUUUAAAUUAACAACAAAUUAAUGUUCGUAAACAAUUACAAAGGUAAUUCUUCUAGCCUACAGAAAUUUUUAAAUGGUAGCAAACAUGUGCGUAAUUAUUGUUAUCGUGCUUUACACACAUUAUUCGGUAUUUAUGAAUUUCGUUGUAAUUACAUACCUAGAGCAAUACGGAUUGUGAGAAUAUAUUGUCUUAAAUAUGUUAUCAGCACUUUUUCAUCAAUAAAUAUAUAAACGAAUGGUGAAC
This is a messenger RNA of Ceratina calcarata, 1541 nucleotides long. Its product is annotated as odorant receptor 13a-like. Bases 34 to 1194 code for a protein of 386 amino acids. Gene Ontology annotation, molecular function: odorant binding; olfactory receptor activity. Gene Ontology annotation, biological process: sensory perception of smell; detection of chemical stimulus involved in sensory perception of smell. The record is from RefSeq and is a predicted model, not a curated record. The transcript is spliced from 9 exons. Gene Ontology annotation, cellular component: plasma membrane. NCBI's taxonomy places the organism in Eukaryota, Metazoa, Arthropoda, Insecta, Hymenoptera, Apidae.